CAUAUAGCAAAGAAUUGAAGAAAAAAAACACAAAGGAAAAGAAUAGUGUGAGAGUCUGCUGGGUGCUGACAAAGCUCAUCGGAGAUCUAUUAGGUUUUACGCGUAAAAACCCUAACUCAAAAUAUCUCGUACUCUUAGGGAUUCCAUCUCUUUCCCCUGUAUCUUUGCUUUUUUUAGGGGCCCAAAUGGCAGACAAUCAAGAAAUAAAGGAUGCACCAUCUGAAGCAAAGUCUGUCAAAGCAUCUCAAAAGGAGCAAGAAACUCGUGAUGAAAUGCUUUCUAGGCACAGGAAAGAGAUAUCACAGCUUCAGAACAAGGAAACUGAACUGAAGAAAGCAGCAGCCAGGGGUAGCAAGGCUGAACAGAAAGCUAAGAAGAAGCAGGUGGAAGAGGAGAUAUCUCAACUCUCUGCAAAGCUUAAAGAGAAGCAUGCUAAAGAACUUGCUUCAUUAGGUUAUAGCAGUAGUAAUGAAAAUGAGAAAACCAAUCUUGACAAUUUGGUGAAGGCCAUUGCUGGAGUUUCUGUCACCAACCAACCUGACCAUUCUAAGCCCAGCAAGGGUGCUAAAAGGAGAGAGAAAAGAGCUCAGCAAGAAGCAGCUAGAGAACAAAGAAUUCAAGAAGAGCAGAGUAACAUUGUAAGUGACCGAAUGAUUGAAGACAAGAAAUUGGAAAAAAAGCUUGAACCCCUUGGAUUGACUGUUAAUGAAAUUAAGCCAGAUGGACACUGUCUCUAUCGAGCUGUUGAGGAUCAGCUGGCCCAUCUUUCAGGAGGUUCUUCUCCUUACACUUACCAAGUACUUCGGGAAAUGGUAGCUGCUUAUAUGAUGGACCAUGCAUCUGAUUUCUUACCGUUCUACCUGUCGGAAAAUAUGUUGGAUGAAGAUUCUGAUAAUUCACCAGGGGAGAGAUUUGAGAAUUACUGUAAAGAAGUUGAGUCAACAGCUGCAUGGGGAGGGGAGCUAGAGCUCAGAGCCUUAACUCACUGUCUGAGAAAGCAUAUCAGGAUAUUUUCAGGAUCGUUCCCUGAUGUGGAAAUGGGGAAGGAGUACAAAUCUGAUGGUGGGUCGGAUUUGUCUAGUGCAAGUAUUAUGCUGUCAUAUCAUAAGCAUGCAUUUGGUCUUGGUGAGCAUUAUAAUUCUGUGGUCCAAAAUUCGAUCAGAUAGGUGUUUCUCACUUUAUUUGUGAAAAGUUACUUUUUUGGUGAACAUUCUACUUUUGUAAUGUCAUAGAGAACGUGCUUGAGCUCCAUGUUAAAUCUUAAUUUUAGUUAUCCGAAAUGGUAACAUUAUUGUUUGUGUUGUUGAAAUUUUGCAUGAUAUGCUAGUACUGUUAAUUCAUUGGAGAUGAAUAUUCAGUUGUGUAUGUAUAUUUUUUCA
Molecule: messenger RNA, 1379 nt
Organism: Pistacia vera
Lineage: Eukaryota; Viridiplantae; Streptophyta; Magnoliopsida; Sapindales; Anacardiaceae
Product: OVARIAN TUMOR DOMAIN-containing deubiquitinating enzyme 5-like
Exons: 3
Coding region: 186-1166 (326 amino acids)
Biological process (GO): protein deubiquitination
Molecular function (GO): cysteine-type deubiquitinase activity
Source: RefSeq, a predicted model, not a curated record